This is a messenger RNA of Tauraco erythrolophus (red-crested turaco), 3601 nucleotides long. The record is from RefSeq and is a predicted model, not a curated record. NCBI's taxonomy places the organism in Eukaryota, Metazoa, Chordata, Aves, Musophagiformes, Musophagidae.
GAUGCCAGCCCCCAUCAGACUGCGGGAGUUGAUCCGGACCAUCCGGACAGCAAGAACCCAGGCAGAAGAGCGUGAGAUGAUCCAGAAGGAAUGUGCUGCUAUCCGGUCAUCUUUCCGAGAGGAAGAUAACACAUACCGAUGCAGAAAUGUGGCGAAGCUGCUGUAUAUGCACAUGCUGGGAUACCCUGCACAUUUUGGACAGUUGGAGUGCCUCAAGCUCAUUGCCUCUCAGAAAUUCACAGACAAGCGCAUUGGGUAUUUAGGUGCCAUGUUGCUGCUGGAUGAGAGACAGGAUGUCCAUCUUCUUAUGACCAAUUGCAUCAAGAAUGACCUUAAUCACAGCACGCAAUAUGUGCAGGGGCUGGCACUCUGCACUCUUGGCUGCAUGGGCUCCUCAGAAAUGUGCAGAGACCUUGCAGGAGAGGUGGAAAAGCUCCUGAAAACUUCCAACUCCUAUCUUAGGAAGAAGGCAGCAUUGUGCGCUGUUCAUGUCAUUAGAAAGGUGCCUGAACUCAUGGAGAUGUUCCUGCCAGCCACCAAAAACUUACUGAAUGAGAAGAACCAUGGUGUUCUUCACACAUCAGUUGUCCUCCUAACAGAGAUGUGUGAGAGAAGCCCAGACAUGCUUGCACACUUUAGAAAGAAUGAAAAGCUUGUUCCUCAAUUAGUUCGUAUUCUGAAGAACCUUAUCAUGUCUGGAUAUUCACCAGAGCAUGAUGUGUCUGGGAUCAGUGACCCCUUUUUGCAGGUACGAAUCCUGCGGUUACUAAGAAUUUUAGGGCGAAAUGAUGAUGAUUCCAGUGAAGCAAUGAAUGAUAUACUUGCACAGGUUGCCACUAAUACAGAAACAAGUAAAAAUGUGGGAAAUGCCAUUCUCUAUGAAACUGUGCUGACUAUUAUGGACAUAAAAUCUGAGAGUGGACUGAGAGUGUUAGCCAUUAACAUCCUAGGCCGUUUCUUAUUAAACAACGACAAAAAUAUUAGAUAUGUAGCUUUGACGUCAUUGUUGAAAACUGUGCAGACAGAUCAUAAUGCAGUACAGCGGCAUAGAAGCACGAUUGUGGACUGCCUGAAGGAUCUGGAUGUCUCCAUUAAAAGACGUGCAAUGGAACUGAGUUUUGCUCUCGUUAAUGGGAACAAUGUCCGUGGAAUGAUGAAGGAGUUGCUGUAUUUCCUAGAUUCCUGUGAACCAGAGUUCAAGGCAGACUGUGCAUCUGGAAUAUUUCUUGCAGCUGAAAAAUAUGCUCCUUCCAAACGCUGGCACAUAGACACAAUUAUGAGAGUCUUAACAACGGCAGGAAGUUAUGUUCGUGACGAUGCGGUUCCCAAUCUGAUUCAGCUAAUAACUAAUAGCGUGGAGAUGCAUGCCUACACUGUGCAGAGACUCUACAAAGCCAUCCUUGGUGAUUAUUCCCAGCAGCCCCUGGUGCAAGUGGCCUCUUGGUGCAUAGGAGAGUAUGGAGAUCUUCUGGUGUCUGGUCAGUGUGAAGAGGAGGAGCCAAUACAGGUAACAGAGGAUGAAGUUCUUGAUAUUUUAGAAAGCGUCCUGAUAUCUAAUAUGUCUGCAUCUGUUACACGAGGCUAUGCUCUCACUGCCAUCAUGAAGCUUUCCACAAGGUUCACCUGCACUGUCAAUCGCAUUAAGAAGGUAGUUUCCAUUUAUGGCAGCAGCAUUGAUGUGGAGCUACAGCAGAGGGCAGUGGAAUAUAAUGCACUUUUCAAGAAAUAUGAUCACAUGAGGCCAGCCCUGCUUGAGAGAAUGCCAGUAAUGGAGAAAGUCACCACAAAUGGCCCUACAGAGAUUGUACAGACCAACGGAGAGGCAGAGCCAGCGGUCCUGGAAACCAAACCUCCACCCUCUGGAUUGCAGCCUGCUAGCCAGGCAAAUGAUUUGUUGGACUUGCUGGGGGAAAGUGAUAUAACACCUGUAAUCUCCACUGCACCUACAAGCAAGCCAGCCUCUGCUGGUGGGGAGCUCCUUGACCUCCUGGGAGACCUCAACCUAACAGGUUCUCCAGUAUCUGCCCCUGUGCCCCAGAUAGCACAGCCUCCGUUCCUGCUUGAUGGACUUUCGUCACAGCCUCUCUUCAAUGAUAUUGCUGCAGGAAUCCCCUCAAUUACUGCAUACAACAAGAAUGGGCUGAAGAUUGACUUCACCUUUGAGAGGUCAAACACUAACCCUAGCGUCACCGUAAUCACAAUACAGGCCUCCAACAGCACAGAGCUGGAUAUGACAGAUUUUGUUUUCCAAGCUGCAGUACCAAAGACAUUCCAGCUGCAGCUCCUGUCUCCCAGCAGCAGUGUCAUCCCUGCAUUUAACUCGGGGAACAUCACACAGGUCAUAAAAGUCCUGAAUCCACAAAAGCAACAACUACGUAUGCGGAUCAAGUUGACAUAUAAUCACAAGGGCUCAGCAAUGCAGGAUCUAGCAGAAGUCAACAACUUUCCCCCUCAGUCUUGGCAGUGAGCCUCUGGCACCAUUCUUAUUCUCACCCCACCCAAUCAAAAGAACUCUGGGAAGAAGGUUGUGAUCCUUGGCAAUCCCCCUAAACUGCACCAUGGGCAUGGGGAACAGAUGAGACCUGCUGAUGAGGAGGAAUUUCCUGAAGUGAUUGCUGACUUUGAAGCAUAUCUGUUAAGACUAAUCUCUUCUCCUCUGCUGAUGAGGCUGGCGGCUUGUGGAGGCUACUGUGCACUCCCUCACACAUGCAUUCACAGCCAGAAGCAACAUUCCCUUCUCCUCUCCCCUGCCCCAACCCCUUGCAAAGAAACACAGCCUGGUUGGAAGAAAAGUCUGGAAUUUCUAGCAGGGAAACUUUCUUCUCUCUGCAGCAAGUGAACAGCUGCCCCUUCUUUCUGCUGUCUUUUUCCCCUGGGGUGGGCAAGGUGUGUUGUCAUUCAUUACUAGCUGGAUUCCUUCAGGUACUUUCAUAUGGGGCUCAGACUGGGGACUUGGGAAAUGUCAGGCUGCCCUGCCUCUUUCUCCUUGUAUCCCCUAUGUCUGAAGGGGCUGGAGGCUUCUUAUGGCCUAUUCAGUGCAUUAUUGUGUACACUCACCUCUUAGUUGUGUGAUACAUACCAAGAGCAAGUUAGGCCUUGGGAGUUCAUCUGCAAACCUGGGACAGUGCAGGAAUAAGAGGUGCUGGUGAGAGUUGAUAAAAUUGCUUUGGUGCUGUACUUGGAAAUUAAGACCUUACACUUGAAUUUUCUUUCUUUCCAUCAAUAGCUACAGCCAUGCAGAUUCACAGACAGUCUUCUGUACCUUCCCCGGAAAGUGUGGUGAUGUAGAGAUCCAAGGAGCAGCUAGUUUUCUACCACAGAUGAUUUCAAAGCCUUUUAACCCAUUAGUUGUGCUUUAUGGGUAGAAAAGACAUACUCAGUUUUGUAGAUCAGUCUUUGAGGGCUCUGUUCCUGCUGGGAGACUCAUCAGAGGCUAUGCUGCAAAGUUGCUCUUCCCAGUUAUUCCAGACCUUCUCUGCAGUUUAAUUUCCAGAGCCUGUUGUAGACCCCUUGGAUUCCAUUUGAGUUACUUCUGACCUGGGAUAUUUGUGUUGUAUCUGUAAUAUUGGCAUUGAAAUAAAGACCAUACGGUUUAAAGAGA